Myodes glareolus (Bank vole) is the source of this 1376-nucleotide messenger RNA. The record is from RefSeq and is a predicted model, not a curated record. Lineage: Eukaryota; Metazoa; Chordata; Mammalia; Rodentia; Cricetidae.
CCUGCCUGGGUACAGCGCGCUGAGUGCCACAGCAACCAGAGCGUCUCCUCAUUGUCCUCCAGGUCAGCACCAUGAUGCAGCCUCAAGUCUUCAUUUCAGGCCUCAUACUUCUUCUCCCAGGUGCUGUGGAUUCUUAUGUAGUAGUGAAGGGGGUAGUGGGUCACCCUGUCACACUGCCGUGUACUUACUCAACACGUGGUGGAAUCUUUACCACAUGCUGGGGCCAAGGUGGAUGCCCAUCUUCUCGUUGUGCAAACACACUUAUCUGGACCAAUGGAUACCGAGUCACCUAUCAAAAGAACAGCAGAUACCAGCUAAAGGGGAAUAUUUCGGGAGGAAACGUGUCCUUGACAAUAGAGAACGCUGUCCAGAGUGACAGUGGUCUGUACUGUUGUCGUGUGGAGGUCCUUGGAUGGUUCAAUGAUCAAAAAGUGACCUUUUCAUUGGAAAUCAAACCAGAAAUUCCAACAAGUCCUCCAACAAGACCCACAAUUACAGGAAGACCCACAACUUCAGGAAGACCCACAACUACAGGGAGACUUAUAACUACAGGAAGACCCACAACUACAGGGAGACCCACAACUACAGGGAGACCCACGACUCUGUCAACAGGACCCACACAUGUACCAGCAUCACCCAGAGUCUCCACCUCUACUCCUACAACACCAGCGCACAUGCACACUCACACACCAGAUUGGAAUAACACCGUGACAUCCUCAGACGACUCUUGGAAUAAUUACACUGAAUUGAGCCCUUCAUGGAAGGCGCAGAAGAACAUGACUAGCGGCUUCUACAUCAGCAUCCCCAUCGCUGCCCUGCUGUUGCUGCUGCUUGUGUGCACCGUGGUUAUCACCAGGUACAUCUACAUGAGAAACAAGUCACAGUCUCUAAGCCUGGUAGCAUUCCGUUUCUCUAAGAUUGGAGCUUUGCAAAACGCAGUGGUUUUCCGGUCCCGAGGUGAAGAUAAUGUAUACAUAAUUGAAGACAGUCCUUACCCUACAGAUUGAAUCCCAGUGGCCCUCUGAGGGCUCCUCUACCUGAGACUGCAAAGACAGCAACUGGAUUUGACAGCGCAAACAGCCUUUCCAGCUGAAGGGCUAUUUUCUGUGUCCAUUCAUCCAGCAGUGGUGGAGGGGGUGACCCUCCGCGGUUAAUACUCAAACUCACAGUUCACAUCAUCCUAAUUCUUUUUUCUUUUUUAUUAGUUUUUUUUUAAAAAAAACCAACCCAAAUUCCCACUUUCUCCCCUCCUCCUAUUCCCUCCACACACCCUCCCAUCUUACCCCCCUCUUUUCCUAAGAGACAGUAAGUAACAUUGCCUUGUGGAAAGUCCAAGGCCCUCCCUACUACAUCUAGGCUGAGCAAGGUAUACAUCC